GAGCGCAUGAUCAGGGGCAACCCUGUCUGAAGCACCGCAGGUGGUCGGAGAGAGAGAGGGAGAGAGAGAGAGAGAGAGAGAGAAUGAGAAUGAGAGAGAGAGGCGUGCUGCACAUUGGUCGGGCUACUUUUCUGACGACACACCGACAAUCGUCAACCUGUGGAUAGAGCGCGCACGGGGCUCUGUUGUCUCCACUGCCACCCUCUCCCCUCUGACAUCAAUCCGGACAUCCAGGACGCAUGAACUGGGAGAGGGUGCCCGGUCGAUUCCAGAACGGAGGAGAGGAAAAGAAAAGUUGAGGGGUCGUGCGCCACCCCCGCUUCAUGAAUGGCCGGAACAUGGAGGAGAUGCCAUUCGAAAGAGUCAAGACCCGACGGAGGAAGGGUCACUGUCCGGCCGGUGCACGCCUGGGCGCCAUCGCCUGCGAGGACGAGUUCAACAGCCAGGAGCUGGAAGCUCUCUUUCAAAACUACAACCUGAAGCUGGAGCAGACCGCCACGCUCAAAGCGCUGGCGGUCCUCAUCGUGGCCGCGUCGUCUCUGUCCCUGAUGGAGCUGCUCUCCAACCCGCGUCUCACCUUGUCCAAGGGCUCCUACCCGGUGCACUGCGUGGUGUUCCUGUCGCUGUUUAUCGUCACCAACGUUAAAUACCUGCAGGUGACGCAGCUGCAGCAAAUAGCGAAGCUGGCCCUGCUCUUCAGCUUCACCUUUGCGCUGCUCUGCUGCCCGUUCCCGCUAGCACUCGCCACUUCGGAGCCGGUGAGCGCCGGGACCCCUGAGCAAGGCGUGUGGCAGCUCAUGCUAGUCACCCUCGUGGCUUACGUGCUGCUGCCGGUGCGGACGCUGCUGGCUGUGCUGUUCGGGGUGAUGCUGGCUGCAUCCCACUUCAUUGUCAUAGCGACGUCGGUCACUGGAAGGAAACAAAAGCUAUGGAGACCGCUGGUGGCCAACGCAGUGCUAUUCACCAGCGUCAACUUGUCGGGGGUGUUUGUGAGGAUUCUCACUGAGCGCACCCAGAGGAAAGUCUUCCUGCAAGCCCGCAACUGCAUCGAGGAGAGGCUGAGACUGGAGGAUGAAAAUGAGAAACAGGAGCGUCUGCUAAUGAGCCUACUGCCCAGGAAUGUUGCCAUGGAGAUGAAGGAGGACUUCCUGAAGCCUCCUGAAAGGAUCUUUCACAAGAUCUACAUCCAACGUCAUGACAAUGUCAGCAUCCUUUUUGCAGACAUUGUGGGUUUCACCAGCUUGGCUUCUCAGUGCACUGCCCAGGAACUGGUCAAACUGCUCAACGAACUCUUUGGGAAGUUUGAUGAGCUGGCUACAGAGAAUCACUGCAGGCGGAUAAAGAUCCUGGGGGACUGUUACUACUGUGUAUCGGGACUGACCCAACCCAAGGCAGACCAUGCCCACUGCUGUGUGGAGAUGGGACUGGACAUGAUUGACACAAUCGCGUCUGUGGUGGAGGCGACAGAGGUGGAUUUGAACAUGCGUGUUGGUCUGCACACAGGACGGGUGCUGUGUGGCGUGCUGGGCCUCAGGAAAUGGCAGUAUGACGUCUGGUCAAACGAUGUCACACUGGCAAAUGUGAUGGAGGCCGGAGGCCUGCCGGGCAAGGUGCACAUCACAAGGACCACCCUGGAGUGUUUGAAUGGAGACUACGAGGUGGAACCGGGCUUUGGCCACGAGAGACAUGCCUUCCUUCAGAAACAUCACAUAGAGACCUAUUUCAUCGUGCCAUCACACAGACGCAAAAUCUUCCCAGGUCUUAUUCUGUCAGACAUCAAACCAGCCAAGAGGAUGAAGUUCAAGACAGUGUGCUACCUGCUGGUGCAGCUGAUGCACUGUAGGAAGAUGUUCAAGGCUGAGAUCCCCUUCUCCAACGUUAUGACCUGCGAAGAUGACGACAAGCGGAGAGCCCUGCGGACCGCGUCAGAGAAGCUGAGGAGUCGGACAUCUUUCUCGGCCACCGCCGUGCAGCACUCACCAGGAACACGAGUCAACCGCUACAUCGGGCGGCUCAUCGAAGCGCGGCAGACCGAGUCCGAAACAACAGACCUCAACUACAUCACCCUGUUCUACAGGAGCAGAGACAGGGAACGCAGGUAUCACCAGGUCUAUGACGACCAUUUCAUCAGUGCAGUGGUUCUCUCGCUGAUCCUCGCUGCUCUGUUUGGCCUUAUCUAUUUGCUAAUGAUUCCACAGGGGAUGCUGGUGCUGCUGCUGCUGGUGCUAUGUGUGUGUUUCCAUGUGGCCUGUGUCAUGUACCUACAUCUCACAAGUGUUCAGUGCCAACCAGGCUGCCUCACCAUCCAGAUCCGAACAGUGCUGUGUGUCUUCCUCAUUCUGCUUACCUACUCUGUUACCCAGGCUUGUGUGGUGGGAUGUGUUCCUUGGGGGAGAGUUGGGAUGAACUCCAGCGACUCAGUGGAGGACGUCCCCACAGAUGCCAACAGCACAACAGCCGACAGAGCUUGUCCCAACAUGGCAUACGCCCUGCUGUCCUGCGUGGCCGGCACCCUCACUAUUGUCCCCUACCUCAGAGUCUCCUCGGUCCCCAAGAUCCUCCUGCUCCUCCUCCUCUCUGUCACUUACACCGUCGUCAUGGAGACCAGUGGCUAUCGCCAAGCCGUGGGAGGAGGGUUUCUCCACACACGAGGGUACGAUCCUGUGUUGGCUGUCUUGCUGUUUUCUGGAGCUCUGGCUCUGCAUUCAAGACAGCUGGACCUGAAGCUACGACUGGACUAUCUCUGGGCUACUCAGGCGGAGGAGGAGAGAGACGACAUGGAGAAGGUGAAGCUGGACAAUAAGAGGAUCCUGUUCAACCUGCUGCCAGCUCAUGUGGCUCAGCACUUCCUCAUGUCAAACCCCAGGAACAUGGACCUCUACUACCAGUCAUACGCUCAGGUUGGAGUGUUGUUUGCCUCAAUCGCCAACUUCAACGACUUCUACAUUGAGCUGGACGGGAACAACAUGGGCGUUGAGUGUCUCAGGCUGCUCAAUGAGAUAAUCGCUGACUUUGAUGAGCUGAUGGACAAAGAGUGCUACAAGGAUAUUGAGAAAAUCAAGACUAUUGGCAGUACAUACAUGGCUGCUGUAGGGCUGGUUCCUACAACUGCCUCUAAGGCGAAGAAGUCCAUCACCUCACAUUUAUGCACAGUGUCAGAUUUUGCCAUCGAGAUGUUUGACGUCUUGGAUGCCAUCAACUACCAGUCUUACAAUGACUUUGUCCUGAGAGUAGGUAUCAAUGUGGGACCAGUGGUGGCAGGAGUGAUUGGAGCCAGAAGACCUCAGUAUGACAUCUGGGGAAACACAGUGAACGUAGCUAGCAGGAUGGACAGCACUGGAGUACAAGGAAAGAUACAGGUGACAGAGGAUGUUUAUCGUCUCAUCAAAGACUACUACAAUUUUGUUUGCCGUGGCCAGGUCAGCGUGAAGGGCAAAGGUCAGAUGCUCACAUACCUCUUGGAAGGGCGCAGGAAAAGCAGCAGGCCGUCUCAAAUCCAGCAGCAGACCGGCAACGCUGAGCGCCGUUUGAGCACAUUCACCCACGGCAGCGUGUGCACCAGGCUGAGCCCCGUCCCCGCAGUGACCACCUACGCUACCAUCAGGACCCCGAGCCCGAGCAUGUCCACAGCAACAACCUCCACCAGCACCACCAGGUACCUGCCCUCUGUCCCCACGGUAAUGGUGUGAAGGAUGCUGUUUUCAUGGCGACCCUGGAAAACAAGAAAAUGAGAGUGGAGCUGGGGAAAUAGCAUGGAUGGCAACAACAUGGCAGUAGCAGAGAGAGUUUAUUAAAAGAGUUUAUUAAAAGCAGGAAAAAGUAAAGCCGUUCUCCACUCUUCUUGUAUUGUCUGUGGGAGACACUGAUCGUCCAAUGGGAGUCCUUGACUCUGGGAUGGACUGCGUUUAGGACCAAUCAUGGGAGUCUGAGGCGGCCUCGGACCCUCUGAAUCUCCCUCCGCACUCGAACCCGUGGAGUGUCAUGAACGGGAUACAGGAUGCUUUAGCCACGUUGCUCUGUAAUCAAUCAAAGGCCACGGGUGUCUCCUCUAUUUCAGAGUUGAAAGCUGCAUCCACAACUCAGCAUCAAACAAAAACACAUCACAAUGAACGAUCGAUAGUGUAGCACGCAGGCCUCUCACAACAAUAUCCCCAAAUUCCUUUAACAACUUCAGCUGACCCUUUUCUCUCAGUAUAAAACCAAAUCAGUGCUGUUGCCUUAGCGACCACUCCUCACAAUGAGUUUCUUGCCAUUUUUUUUGUUGCCUUUUAGAUCUUGCAUUGAUUUAAUGGACAUAAAUUCAGAUUAAUUAAUUACAGGGGUCAUUGUUGUCCAAGAGAUACAUGUUUUUAAAGUGGAUGAAAUGUAUAAUUGUAAAUGGCAGUUAAUGGUAUAAACUUGCCAAAACACGACAGGGCAUUGCCUUCAAUCAUUUCUGGGUCGGUGAUACCCACCCUUUACUUUAACCCUCCAACGGCACAUGAGGUAAGCUCUUGAUUCCCUGAGCAGAGCUGUUCAGUGUCUUUAAGUGCAUGAUGCCACUGCUGCAUUCCAGUCAUGUUCGCUGUCUGUUUCCCUGUGAUGCUUGACUUCCAGAUUCUUCCUCGUCAAAGUGUAGCAAUAAAGCGGUUUGUCUCCUAUCUCAGCCUCUUCACCCUUGCAUGCUGUAGCCAGCUGGAUUCUAUUUUGACCUGAUAGUGUAUGUAGCCAAUAGAGUGUGCAUAGCUAGCCACACCAGUCUGUAUCUCUGUGGAGUUGAAGCAUGACUUAGAAAACUGAUUUUCUGUAUUGUGCGAGUGUGAUUCCUUCCUCAUGGAAUUAUGUUUAAAAAAGAAAACCUUUUCUGCGUGCUUGUUUAUUAAGAAAUAUUUUCUAUUGUUAAAAUAUUCUGUUCUACUAUUUUUAUGAACUUAAAGCUGCUUUGGUAGAGAGAAGAAAACUGAUGUUAAUGAGGAGACACCCAAACCUCUGUGUCUGGCUUCCUCAUACAAAUCCAGAUGAUUUAUUUUAUGGUAUAGCAUGCUACUCACAGUACGGCUUACCACAGCCAUUAACUCCUCUAAUCUGUUCUAGCAUGCACUGCCUGCAAGCCUGUGGCUCUUACAUGCAUGCUUUAAUGAAACAUUCAUACAGGCCGAGCAGCGGACCCACGGUGACUCUAUUUUAUUGUAGUCCUCAUGCAUGCGCUAAAGGUAGCGGUCUUCUUGAAUGUAAGGUGCUUUUUUGACCUGUGUCUUCUUCAUGAGUUUGGUGUGCAAACCCUUUUGAGGACAUUUUCAGGAUGGUUUGACAUCAGACCGGGGGUUCUUCCUCCUCCCCGCUCCUGCUGUAGUCAACAGGUAGCUGGUUUUCAAAUGUGCCAACCUAUUUUCAUAAACAUAUCAAACUUUUUCGUGUUGAGCUGUAGCACAACCGAAUGUGUGGCUACGGUUAUUGUGGAUUUCCUUUUGUUGAAUGGCUGUGUUUUUACUGUUUGAGCUGUUCCUUAACAGUUUUGUAACUCCAAAUGAUGACUCGUGCCCUGACAUGAAACCAUCAAAUCGUUGAUUUUAGAGAGAUUUAUUUGGACACCAUAACCUGAACGGACUGAUGUUGUACUUCUUAUAAUAUUUAAAAUAGAUUUUAAAGUCUAUAUAGUAGCUUGAAUGCUUACUUUGAGUUUCUAAGAGAUUAAAAAUGAGGAUUUUUAUACACUUGCUUUAAACAGUUGAUGGAAAGGAGUAAUGUACAAUAUUUUUCCUGUAAAUUGGAUAUUUUCAUACUGUAUGAUACGGGUUUCAAUUGGUAUAUGUAGGUAUUACUAGCUAUUAUUGUACAUUGUAGAGUCUUUUUCAGAGAUAUAUUAUGAAUGAUCGGAUAUUUGUCAAGUUCUUUUGUUGAAGAUGUAAUUAUUGAGAUGUUUUAUGUGAAUGUAAAUUUUGUUAAAGAUGAUAUUUUAUACUAAGUGUUUGCACUGCGAUGAUAUUGACGUAUUAUGAUUAUAAAAAUAAAGCCAGUGGGGAUGUGUCUCCUGGAG
This is a messenger RNA of Micropterus salmoides (largemouth bass), 6016 nucleotides long. Its product is annotated as adenylate cyclase type 1-like. The record is from RefSeq and is a predicted model, not a curated record. Gene Ontology annotation, molecular function: adenylate cyclase activity. Gene Ontology annotation, biological process: cAMP biosynthetic process; intracellular signal transduction; adenylate cyclase-activating G protein-coupled receptor signaling pathway. The transcript has 20 exons. Gene Ontology annotation, cellular component: plasma membrane. NCBI's taxonomy places the organism in Eukaryota, Metazoa, Chordata, Actinopteri, Centrarchiformes, Centrarchidae. The coding region runs from base 324 to 3689 and encodes 1121 amino acids.